UGUGGCUCUUGGCGGAAAUUGCAGACCAAAUAACAGGGAGUUUGAAGUCCCCAACAUGCCAACCAGCACUGUGUGUGUGUGUGUGUGGUGGGAUUAAGACAGAUGAACAACAAACAUCCUCGGGCAAGCAACACGAGCAAACUGCAGACAUGGACUUCAGCGGCACCUGGAAAGUUUAUUCUGAAGAAAAUGUGGUGGAUUUCUUAAAAACAAUUGGUGCUCCUGACAUGAUGGUCAAAAUGCGGAAGGACAACAAGCCAGUGAUUGUGAUCGAGCAGAAUGGACAAGACUUCACCUGCACCAUUAAGACUCCUGUGAUCACUAAAGUCCACUCCUUCACCAUCGGGAAGGAGACAGAGAUGACUGCUGUGGACGGUAGAAAGUUUAAGUGCAUUGUCAGAGAGGAGAAUGGGAAGCUGAUCACUGAGUCUGAAAAGUUCACAUCAGUCCGUGAGAUCCAUGGGGACGAGAUGAUUGAGACUAUGACUGCUGGCUCUGUGACUUUCAUCUCCAAAAGCAAACGGGUCUGAUUGACACCUGGAAGCAUUUGCGCUCUCUCCCAGUUUCUCAGCUUCCAGCAGAGGUCCAUUUGGAAAUAACAUAAAUCAAAAAAAGUCAUCAUAUAAUCCUUAAUAUGAAUAAAUUGGAGUGAUAAAAUGAA
Notolabrus celidotus (New Zealand spotty) is the source of this 661-nucleotide messenger RNA. Its product is annotated as fatty acid-binding protein, liver-like. Gene Ontology annotation, cellular component: cytosol; nucleus. Bases 150 to 530 code for a protein of 126 amino acids. The record is from RefSeq and is a predicted model, not a curated record. The transcript is spliced from 4 exons. Gene Ontology annotation, molecular function: fatty acid binding. Gene Ontology annotation, biological process: fatty acid transport. Lineage: Eukaryota; Metazoa; Chordata; Actinopteri; Labriformes; Labridae.